AUGAGCGUCACUGCCACCGCCACCGCCACAGCCACCGUGGAGCUGGAAGCGGCUGCCGCUGCAGAGGCAGCCCCGGCCAAACCCCGCCGCGUGCUCGCAAUGCCGCAGUGGAAGAUCCCCAAGUCCCUCUCCGUCUCGCCCUACCUUGGAUCCCGCAAGGACCGCGUUGCGGUGCAAAAGGCCGCCCAGGGAGCCUCCAGCGGACCGACGGGUGCUGAGGUCGACGCUUGGGUGGCUUCGACGCUGACGCGCAGCCAAGGUCUGGCGGCUGCCAGGUCGCACGCGCAGGGGGGCGCGUCCAGCGUCGAGGCUCAGGUCGAUACCACCGGGCUUCGAUCAGCGAGCGCAGGAACUGAUAGUGCGGUCGCCUCCGCCGCCACCGCCACCGCCACCGCCAACGCCACCGGCCUCCAGCUCGCCGAACUCCCGACUGACGAAAGGGGGAGAAGGCUGGGCCUCGAGGAUGAAGACGAUCCGCAGCUUCAGGACGACCCCGCCGUCUUUGCAGUCAGCCCACAGCCACAGCCACUGCCCGCUGCCACCGGGACGGCUACGGCCGACGCAGUGCUGCCUACAUCCUCCGAAGUUCCACCGGACCUGGUGGACAAGGUGACCAAGGCCACCCACGGCCGCCAGACGACGGUGCGCUUCAUCGCGCCGCCCUCGGUCACUGGCGUCGACCAGGUCGUGGCGCCCGUCGUGGGCCAAGGCUUCGUCGAUCCGCGCCUCUAUGGCGGUACCUCUUUCGACCUCGUCGGCGACGGCGAGCACGAGCCGCUCAACGUCAUCGUCAGCGCGCUCUCGUCCCCCGAGAUCCUCACCAAAAAGGGCCUGCAGUCGUACAUGCGCUCGCUCGACUUCGACAAGGAGUGCCUCGGCCUUCACUCGGGCGGCGCGCAAAAGGCGUGGCUCGACCCUCGCGGAUGGAGGGACGAGGAGUGGCUCUUCCGCAAGGUCUACACGCCCCUCGACCACCUGUUCGGCACGUGCAUCGAGAGCCUGGUGGGGGGCAACCACUUCCGCGCGUGGCAGCAGCAGGGCACCGGCGCCUGGUUCCUCGCCACGAGCAAGGAGCAGAACGUGGCGAGGAAGCACAUGAUCGUGCCCGACGGCUACAACAUCGGACGCGACGAGCUCGUCGAGCAGAGCCAGGCCGAACGCGACACCGUCACCAGCUUCUUUGGCAAGCGGUACCGGACCAGCGUCGAGUACGUCGCGGGACUCAUGCCGCCCGGCCAGCAGGGCGUCAACCACGACAUCGCCGUCGAUGGCCUCACCGCCAUCCUCACCGUGACGCUGCUCACGUCGUCGUCCAGCAGCGCCUCCCCUGUGUCCUCGGCUCCAGCGUCCUCUGCCGCCGUCUCCGGGCUCGACACCAACGCACCGGAACCCGUCGGCGCUGCCGCUGCCGCUGCCGAUCCGUCGGAGACCGAGGAUGAGGCAGGAGAGGCCAUGCCCGAGUCGCCGUCGGGGGCGAACGGCAGGCAGCGGCGGAUCGGCAUCAAUGACAAGACAAAGGAGCUCUGGCGUAGGAUCCGUCACAAGCCCGCCGAGGACGAACGGACAAGCGGGCGAGCGGUCAAGGCGACGGCGGAGGGCGCUAACCCCACGGCGGCUGCACCCGCCCCGGUCGACGUCGGCACGCCGACAGCAGCGCCAGUUGGUGCUCAGCCCAUCGUUGCGGCCCACUAG
Molecule: messenger RNA, 1692 nt
Organism: Pseudozyma flocculosa PF-1
Lineage: Eukaryota; Fungi; Basidiomycota; Ustilaginomycetes; Ustilaginales; Ustilaginaceae
Exons: 1
Coding region: 1-1692 (563 amino acids)
Source: RefSeq, a predicted model, not a curated record